Molecule: messenger RNA, 1380 nt
Organism: Micropterus salmoides (largemouth bass)
Lineage: Eukaryota; Metazoa; Chordata; Actinopteri; Centrarchiformes; Centrarchidae
Product: trace amine-associated receptor 1-like
Exons: 3
Coding region: 1-1380 (459 amino acids)
Biological process (GO): G protein-coupled receptor signaling pathway
Cellular component (GO): membrane
Molecular function (GO): trace-amine receptor activity
Source: RefSeq, a predicted model, not a curated record
AUGUGUGUAUUGUUAUAUAUUUUCCUCUGCUUAUUAUCUGUUGCCACAAUAUGUGGGAACCUUCUGGUAAUAAUCUCCAUCACUUACUUCAAACAGCUCCACAUCCCUACUAACUACCUCAUCCUGUCUCUGGCUGUGGCUGACCUGCUUGUAGGAGUUUUAGUCUUUCCAUUCAGCAUGGCAUUCACUGUAACCUCAUGUUUGUAUCACGAAGAUCUAUUUUGUAAAAUAAGAGAUGGCUUUGAUGUAUCGUUGUGCACAUCUUCUAUUCUGAACUUAUGUUGUAUUUCCAUAGACAGAUAUUAUGCAGUAUGUCAGCCUCUGACAUAUACAACUAAAAUUAAUGUUCAUGUUACUGUGAUCAUGAUCCUGGUCAGCUGGGGUAUUUCUGCUCUAAUUGGAAUUGGCAUCAUAAUUGGAGGAUUCAGCCAAGGAACAUGUAAAGAAAUAUGUUCAGUUGAUAUUGUUAUGGCAAACACUAUGGGACCUGUUUUCUCAUUUUACCUCCCAGCAAUCAUAAUAGUCUGUAUCUACCUGAAAAUUUUCCUUGUUGCACAGAGACAGGCACGCAUCAUCCAGAACACAGCCUGUCAGAGCACAAAGUCUGGAGAAACUUUCAGUAAGAUGGAGAAAAAAGCCACCAAAACUCUGGCUAUUGUGAUGGGAGUUUUUCUAUUAUGUUUGACUCCUUACUUUCUUUGUAUCAUCUUACAGCCUUUCACUUAUAAUCCCCCACCAGUGUCUGUGAUUGAAACACUUAACUGGCUUACACUGUCAAAUUCAAUGCUCAAUCCCUGUAUUUAUGCUUUCUUUUACAGCUGGUUCAGAUCAGCAUCUAGAAUGAUCAUUUCUGGGAAAAUAUUUCAAGGCCUCAGCAGCCGGACCCUCCUGAUAGCCCCUCUGCACGAUGGGCAGGAGCUUCUUAAGGAGGCUGCGAAUAGAUUACAGAGAGGUGGUGGUGGAGAGGGAAAUCCUGAAGUACCCCCGGAAGUAACCUCUUGCUCUGGAGUUGCUGAGUUCGGGACCAGCGUCUUCCAUGGGCAGGAGCUGGGCAAGAGGAGAGCUGUACGAGGGCCCGUGAAUGGAAGGCAGAAUUGCUCUUCAGGCAGCAGGAACUCCAACGCUUCAUCCAACGAGUGGGUGGGCUGUAACACCUCCUCGUCCUGCACAGCCCAGUUUUCCGCUUGCCGCUGCUUCUCCUUUGGGGAGUCGAGAGCUCAUUAUAGACAGCUUGCAAGCCUCACACCGGGGAUGGAGAUCUCCGGGCAGGAUGCAGCCCGUGCGGAAGAGACUGCACACCUGCAUGGUGUCGCCGUCAUCAUGCCCCACUCUGACGGUUUUUCAGGAAAAAUUUUCUUCCCUUCUUUGGUUGGUCUUUAG